GGGCCUUCUUCAAGCAGCAAGCAUCACAGCAGGACGUAGUACAAAGCUAGCUGCCUCUCAUCAGUCAUCAACAUGGCCCUCCAAGCUCCAAUCAUCAACAUGGCGUCCCUGGGUAGCAGAGCUGCCGGCCGUCGUCGUCCCACGGUGCUCCAGCAGAUCGCUCUCUUCGUCGUUAUCGCGGCGGUCAUCAUGAACAGCUCCGUCUGCGUUGGAGCCGCCGGCCACGACGCCGCUGUAGUAGGCACAGACCCUAACCACCCUGCUUUCCCGUCGCCGCCUGGUAAACCCUACACCGGCGGCCGUGGGUGCCGCACAAUUUACGGAUGUCGUGAUGUACCACCGGCGGGUGGCCAGCCCUAGUUACACCCGCGCACCGACCAAUCUGUCAAAAUAAUGCAAGGAUCGAUCGACAUAUGUAGCUGAACGGCGACCUAGAUGCAUAUAUACUAUAUGCAUGCGUGCCUCUUAUACACGAGCAAUACCGUCUCGUGAUGUACUCGUACCUACUUAGACUCGAAUAAAACUGGAUUAUUGCGUGUC
Messenger RNA from Aegilops tauschii subsp. strangulata, 540 nucleotides. NCBI's taxonomy places the organism in Eukaryota, Viridiplantae, Streptophyta, Magnoliopsida, Poales, Poaceae. The record is from RefSeq and is a predicted model, not a curated record.